AUGCCGUUCAUUGAUGCACUAGGAGAAAUGCCGAGGUAUGCCAAAUUCCUUAAAGAUCUUUUAUCUAACAAAAAGAGAUUGGCUGAAACUACUACUGUUGUGCUAGGAGAAGAAUGUUCUGCUAUAUUACAUAAGAAUGUGCCUAGAAAAUUAAAAGAUACUGGAAGCUUUACUAUCCCUUGUAAUAUAGGAGGAACGACUUUUAAUAGAGCCUUGGCAGACCUAGGUGCUAGCAUCAAUCUAAUGUCAUUCGCAUUAUAUCGACAAUUGAAUCUAGGAACUCUUAAGCCUACACGCAUGAGCAUUCAAUUAGCUGAUCGAUCCACCAAGUACCCUAGGGGUAUAGUGGAAGAUGUUUUAGUCCGAGUCGAUAAAUUUAUUUUUCCAAUGGACUUUGUGAUUUUAGAUAUGGACCCAGAUGUGGAGAUUCCUCUCAUCUUGGGCAGACCUUUCUUGGCGACUGCUAGAGCCUUAAUAGAUGUGGGGGAAGGCAAACUCGUUAUUCGUGUAGGAGACGAGUCUGCCAGCUUCGACGUGACCAAAAUUAUGAAAUACCCUCUAGAUGGUGAUGAAUGCUUUUUCGUUGAUUAUGUGCAUGAUGAAAUUGAUUAUCUGUGUGAAGUGCCCAAAGCCAAGAAGCAUGAUUUUAAUUGGGAAUUCUCGGAGGAAACGGUUGGAAAUGAUGGGGAUGAAUUUGAUGAAUUUGGGAAGGAAUUUGAUGAUGGGAAUGAGAAAUGA
Ipomoea triloba (trilobed morning glory) is the source of this 738-nucleotide messenger RNA. RefSeq lists its product as uncharacterized. The coding region runs from base 1 to 738 and encodes 245 amino acids. NCBI's taxonomy places the organism in Eukaryota, Viridiplantae, Streptophyta, Magnoliopsida, Solanales, Convolvulaceae. The record is from RefSeq and is a predicted model, not a curated record. The transcript has 2 exons.